AUGGCCUCUACCAGAGUUGGCUACAGCAUCAUUUUCACUAUAAACUCUUUACUCGCGUGGCUGAUGCGAACUCGAUGGGCUAUACACGCCCUAGAGAAACUCACUUACGACUACCUCAAAAUGGACUGCCCUUCCGGUAAAUGCUACGGCGUCUUAGCCGUACAUAGAUUCUCUUUCGCCUUAUCUCUCUUUCACGCCAUUCUAGCUUUAUCCUUAAUUGGCGUAAAGGAUACGCGUACUAAUAGAGCUUCGAUACAAAAUGGUUGGUGGGGUCCAAAAUUCCUCCUCUGGAUUUCCCUCAUCUUUGUCUCAUUUGCAAUCCCCAACGAAUUUUUCAUUUUCUGGUCAAACUAUAUCUCCUUGAUUGGCGGCUCUAUCUUUAUCCUGGUUGGAUUAGUGCUGCUCGUCGACUUUGCUCACACCUGGUCUGAAACUUGUCUCGACAGGUGGGAGGCUUCACAGUCCAACACAUGGAAGUACAUUCUCCUAGCUUCCACUUUAGGUAUGUACAUUGCCUCAAUCACUUUCACAGUCCUGCUUUUAGUUUUCUUUACUGGAUCGAAAUGCGUACUAAACAAUGUGUUCCUUUCAAUCCACUCUGUCUUAGUCGUUGCUAUAACCGUCCUCUGCAUUUCGCCAUCAGUCCAAGACGCCAACCCCAAGUCUGGCCUAGCACAGGCUUCAAUGGUAGCUGCAUACUGUACAUACUUGACAGCAUCUGCAAUCAUCAAUAAGGAUGAUGAAAAUGGGGAGUGUAACGCAAUCUCAGGUGGUUACCUAGCUUCACACACUUCAACGAUUGUUCUCGGUGCGCUAUUCACCCUCCUGGCAAUUGCAUACUCGACAACACGUGCUGCAACCCAAUCUAAAGCUCUCGUUGGCAAGAAUAAAAGCAAGAUUGAAAUAUCAGGUGGUGAAUUCCAUGCAUUGGAAAAUGACACAAAUGACGCAAAUGAGAAUGUAAUUUCAAAUCAACCCAAGAGCUCCGACAACAUUCGCACGCAAGCUCUUCUGGCAGCUGUUGAAGCUGGUUCAUUACCUGCAUCUGCAUUGCAAGAUGCUCAAGAUGAAGCUGAAAAUGAAAAUGAAAAUGAUCACGAUGAGGACGUUAUCAAUAGUGAAGCUAACGACGAUGAAAAGUCAGGCACUAAAUAUAAUUAUAGCUGGUUCCACAUCGUCUUCAUUCUCGCUUCUAUGUAUGUCGCUAUGCUGUUGACUGAUUGGAAUAAAAUUCAAUCUGGUUCUGAUAACGAAAAUGGCGAUCAGCUUGUUAGGAUUGGUCGAUCACCUGCUGCAAUGUGGGUCAGAAUGAUAAGCGCUUGGUUGUGCUACUUUAUCUACAUAUGGACACUUGUUGCGCCAGUCUUCUUCCCAGAUAGAUUUGAAGGACUUCAUUAA
Wallemia ichthyophaga EXF-994 is the source of this 1398-nucleotide messenger RNA. Its product is annotated as Membrane protein TMS1. The transcript has 6 exons. Gene Ontology annotation, cellular component: membrane. Lineage: Eukaryota; Fungi; Basidiomycota; Wallemiomycetes; Wallemiales; Wallemiaceae. The record is from RefSeq and is a predicted model, not a curated record. Bases 1 to 1398 code for a protein of 465 amino acids.